UAUUCCUCCAAUAAGAAGAGUCGAAGUGUACACUGACAGAGGUGAUAAGUGAAAAGAAAUGUCAGUCUUUAUUGGGGGCGGGGCUUACUGACUGGAACAUCUGAAAGCGAAUUUCAUUUUUCUUUAGCUCCUUCUCUUACGGUUUACGGGUAUUGCUUACAGUGUCCCCAUCAAUUCAAGCUGAGAACGGUACAGAUAGUGUGAGACAACGAAAAGGAGCAAAGAAACGGAUAUGGCUGUAUCCGCCACUCCUCCCGUGAUUUCCUCAACCUCCAACCCCGGAUCCGCAGGUUUAUUCCGGUCCGAUUCUCUGUACAAAAGCCCCGCGGACUCCCCCAGGCUGACGACCAGCAUCAACACAUUUAUCAGCUGCAACAGUAGCAGCACUAGCGGUAAUAACGACUGUAAAUUGGUGGAGGUGCAUGGGGUCAAGAUAGCCUCAUUCACAGUGGACGGACAGGAACUCAUAUGCCUUCCUCAGGUUUUUGAUCUGUUUCUGAAGCACCUGGUCGGAGGUUUGCACACGGUUUACACCAAACUGAAAAGGCUUGAUAUAGCUCCAGUGGUGUGCACGGUGGAACAGGUUCGGAUCCUGCGGGGUCUCGGAGCAAUUCAGCCAGGGGUCAAUCGCUGCAAACUCAUCACACGAAAGGACUUCGAAGCCCUAUACGGUGACUGCACCAAUGCAAGCUCAAGACCUGGGCGACCUCCAAAACGUUCUCUUGGUGUUCAAAUACAAGAAAAUUCCCGCUUACUGCCUCACGGUGUCAUGGGGCUUUUAUCACCAGGUCUCAUCUCACCGUCUGGAUUAACAGCUGCUGCCGUGGCUGAAGCAAUGAAACUACAGAAGAUGAAGCUGAUGGCAAUGAAUAGCUUGCAUGGCAUUGGCAAUCAGAAUGGAACAGAGUCUGAGAAUGAUGAACUCAGUUCCAGUGCAGGGCUAGAUUUGCCAUUUAUGAUGAUGCCCCAUCCCCUCCUUCCUGUCAGCCUCCCGCCUGCAUCUGUUGCCAUGGCAAUGAACCAGAUGAACCACCUGAAUACUAUAGCAAACAUGGCUGCAGCCGUCCAGAUUCACAGUCCUCUGUCCAGAGCAGGAGCCUCUGUUAUAAAGGAAAGAGUCCAGGACAGCCCAUCACCAGCUCCUUCUUUGGAAGAUAAUCAACGCCCUGCAAGCCAAGCCUCAUCUCACCAGAGUAGCAGUGUGUCCAGCUCUCCAUCACCACAUGACAGCACAUCUGAACAUUUUGAUGACACUCAACUGGCAUUACCUGUAAUAAAACAAAGCUUUGAUAAACUCCCAUUAAGUGGACAGGCACUACCCCCAGGAUUCCCAGCUCCUUUUUUGUUUGCUGAUGGAUUGUCUUCAGUCGAGACCCUUUUGACCAACAUUCAGGGACUUUUGAAGGUAGCAGUGGAUAAUGCCAGAGUUCAAGAAAAACAGGUACAACAAGAGAAGAAAGAAUUAAAAAUGGAACUUUUUAGAGAAAGAGAGAUAAGGGAAAAUCUUGAACGUCAGCUUACAUCAGAGCUGCAAAGCCGUGCAACAAUUCAGAAGCGUUUGAAGAAAGAGAAGAAAGCAAAACGGAAACUACAAGAGGCUCUUGAAUUUGAAUCUAAGAGAAGAGAACAGGUGGAACAAGCAAUAAAACAAGCAACUUCACCUGAAAGUCUAAGAAUGUUGAAUGAGACUUGUAUCUCAGAGGUAGAGGCUGAACAUAAUGGAAAUCAGCAGGAGAAUGAAGCUGUGCAAGAAAACAGAUCAUAUAUGAAGCCCUCAAUACUGUAUUGAUUGAAAAUUCCACUACUUUGAGCCUGUGUUUUUUCAGAACUGAUACGGAAAUAUUUGAUUUACAAUGGUCGAAACAGCUUGCAUUGCCUUCAUCAUGGAGAAGUAAGUGAACAUUAAAAAGAACAAUGAAGAACAUGAAAGAAAUUCGACAGUACCGUAUGCAGAACUAUAAGGCCAUUAAGAUUUCUCACAACUAUUUUUCCUACAUUAAUCUGCCCAGUUUUGAGAAUAAAG
Messenger RNA from Erpetoichthys calabaricus (reedfish), 2023 nucleotides. RefSeq names its product dachshund homolog 2-like. NCBI's taxonomy places the organism in Eukaryota, Metazoa, Chordata, Cladistia, Polypteriformes, Polypteridae. The record is from RefSeq and is a predicted model, not a curated record.